AUGCAGACUGCUUCUACAAACAUUUGUGAAAGACUGUGCAAUAAGUCCAUCCAUGAAAUUUCCUUGCUACUAAAUAUUCCACAGUCAACUGUUAGUGGUAUUAUAACAAAGUGGAAGCAACUGGGGACAAUAGCAACUCAGCCACGAAGUGGUAGGCCACAUAAAAAAUGACAGAGCUGGGUCAGCACAUGCUGAAGCGCAUAGUGUGCAAAAGUUGCCAACUGUCUGCAGAGUCAAUAGCUUAAGACCUCCAAAAUUCAUGUGGCAUUCAGAUUAGCACAACAGUGAAUAAAGAGCUUCAUGGAAUGGAUUUCCAUGGCUGUGCAGCAGCAUCCAAGCCUUACAUCACCAAGUGCCAUGCAAAGUCUCAGAUGCAAUGGUGUAAAGCAUGCUACCACUGGACUCUA
Messenger RNA from Staurois parvus, 407 nucleotides. Lineage: Eukaryota; Metazoa; Chordata; Amphibia; Anura; Ranidae. The record is from the annotation of a GenBank genome assembly.